Messenger RNA from Lobosporangium transversale, 2330 nucleotides. RefSeq lists its product as hypothetical. Lineage: Eukaryota; Fungi; Mortierellomycota; Mortierellomycetes; Mortierellales; Mortierellaceae. Bases 280 to 1956 code for a protein of 558 amino acids. The transcript is spliced from 5 exons. The record is from RefSeq and is a predicted model, not a curated record.
CAAAAACAUGGCUUGGUCGAGCAUGACCUCGCCACAGGACAAAGAACCAAGCGUAGCCCAAGCGCAACCCAAACAACUUUCUUUACACCCUGUAAGCUCUGCGCCACAGUCAUCUGGAGACAAUGUUGAUCCUGCUCGAUCAAUCACCCACAAGGAUUCCAUGGCUUCGUUCUCAUCUACACACCACAGUACAGCAGCUUAUCAACAGCAACCUUGGCCUACAACUCCAACGAUGGAAUCAGAGUCCACAGCACAGGGUCACGCAGAUCGGGGGCAAAUAUGGGGUCUCCUAAACCAAAGCUCACAUUACCAGAGGCCAUGAUGGCUAACCAGUCCGCAUUGCCGGCCUCAGCAGCCAUGCUGGAGCAUUCAAGACUGUUUCAAGAGCACGAUAUGCAACAGCGCCUUCAGAGAGCAGAAGAAAAAGCUAGAGCCAAAAUCCAGCAGCAUCAGCUACAACAGCAGCGCCAAGCUGAGCAGAAGCGGCAGCGAGAAUCAAAACAAGGCCAUCAUGAUCAACUAUAUAGUCAAAAUUACCACCGUUACGACGAAUAUCGACAAGAGGCACAGCACCAGUCAAUAUCAUAUCAACAGGAGCAACCACAGAAGCAACCAUUAAACCAAGGUCAGGAUCUGCUGCAGAACUUACAAUCGCAGGGACAACUCUCAAUAACUCAAGCUGAUAGCCAGAUCCAAACUUGUUCUCCAAUGGUAAUCACAGCAUGUCCGUUUCUGGAGCUAUGUGAUAACGUUGAUGGCUCUGGCGAGUCGUUUGUGAUCCUAAGAGGGUAUACGGAGACAGAAGAAGUAUGGCGAGGUUUGCAAUGUGCGUUUGAAAAGUUCAUUGAUGACCCAAUCAAUGAUAUGCCUUCCGCCUUGCCUCCAGGAAAUACAUUGAUCCCUUAUUACCCUUCACCGCCUGAGAUACAACUCUCGGAGAAGGCACAGCGGUACUUGAGCGCCAAGGAGUCGCUUAUUGAGGAGGCAGAUGUCGCUACACCCAGAACUUUUACCGAGACAGCUAGGCCGUUGACACCAGAUGUGCUGUCUGGAGGAACUAUUCCUACAUCUAAUGGCCCUGUGGCCCAAAUUCGAGCAACGACAGCUGGUCUCACGAGAUGGAUGAACCUUUCGGGAGGGGAUAGAGAUCGAGGCCGGGACCGAGGGAAGGAGGGCAAGAGCAAGAAGGGCUCUACAACCACACAUCAUUCCCCCCCAUCGUCAUGUAUACCUUUCCAACAUCAGUCGCUGCAACGGCGCCGACACAUUAGCGGUUCGAAUGCCUCCGGAUCAGAUCGGCAAAAUAGCCAUGGGUCUGGGACUAGUCUUUUUCGACCUCGACCACGCCUGAAUAAGCAACGUUCAGCAGAUGAGCUUUCAAAGCUGCCUUCGUCGCCAAAUACGCCCUAUAGCAAAGCUUCGGAUCUAGGAUCAAGAUUCAGUUACUUUGAAAGCCAAGAAUCGGCUCAAGGGACGGGACCAAGCCAUUAUUGUGCAGGAACUUUUCAUUCAAUUGCGACAACCACAACGCAUCAUUUGAACAAUGGCAAUUGUACCGCUGACAACAGACCUAGUAAAAUCUUGAAGUGUAAUGAGGCAGCAGUUACUAGAAUAGAUACAACAAGCAUGGAGGAAAUGAGAAUUGAUCCAGUUCCAACGCCAAGGUGCUUAGCAAUGGCGACUGCCAGCGAUCAGAAGGUCGAGGUGACAGCUAUGUCGCCUUUAUCUUCUGUAGCCUGCAUGGAGCCAUUGCAGAUGCUAGAAAGUAACGAUAUGGAUGUAAAUACAAGAAGUGUAGGUAAUAUGGUGUUAAAGAUGAAUGAGGAAAUGCGCUUGUCUGGGCCUGGACCCGGGUCUGCGGAUAGUAACAGCCAGAGGAAGCAUCAGACGGUGAUGGAGGCAAGCAAAGUAGCCGUCAGCGGCGUCUUUGGUAAAUUUCGUAGGAGUGUUGGAUGAAGCGCAUGUAUGCACGCUCACACAUUUGCAGUACACUUACGCCUAUACAUCUCUAUACUUAUUAUAUCUUAUUCACUUGAAUAUAUUACCACCAUUCACUUAAACAGUCUGACAUAUGGACUGCAUAAACCAGGUUCAUGCGGUCGUGAUGAAUGUUCCUGAAAGAUGUUUCGUUACUCCUGUGUGUCUCUAAAAAUAAGCUUUACCAAUUGGAAAAAUAUAAAAUAGUUGAGUGUACAUCAGUGAGUAUGUAUUUCAUGAGAAUUAUAACAGACAACUAUUAAAUCGUCUCUACCUUUGAAACACUACGACGACAGAGGCCAUCUAUGCGGUCAUGCGUUCAUUAUCCAAGCUAGCAGUUCAUCAUACCCGCC